UGUACGUACAGUCCGACUUCAUUGGAAACAGGUUAAUAGCUUUUUUUUACCUUUAUAUUAGUUUCGGAUGAUAAUCAGGAGCGUUAUUGUCUCUCAGUUUACAAUUCAGUCUGUAGGAUUUACAGCCAUGCAAUAAUUAUUUAUCGGGAUUCUAGUAUUGUACGUAUACAUAAUUAAUAUACAAGAUACGACAUUAUAUCAAUAGUCUUGUGAACACCACAAUGCCGUCGUAAAAACAUAUAAUAUUAAAUAUAUUUUUGCGUAAUAUUUACAAGUGCAGUGCAAUUAAAGUUUUAAUGGCUGAGUAGAUAUUGUUUUCUGUAUAGCAGUCUAGUUUAAUAGGAUUACUCGGACUACUAGAAGUUGUUCAUAUGGUAGACAUAACGCCAUUGCAGAAUGGAUGUUUUAUGCUACGUUUACUUGGGAUGACACAUUUAAAAUAUUUUAUUUAGUUAGAUUAGCUGGUUUGCAUACCAAAUGAGAUGAAGGAACAUUCAAAAGUCCACCAACCAGACACUGGUUUAUCUCUAGGAUAUAUCUUUACCAUUCUAUCUGGGGUCAUUGUAUUGUUUGCUGCUGUUGUGGUUUAUCUAUCAUGGAUGUUCUGUCGCCGAAAGAAGAAACUUCUUUCAUCAGAAUUGUCUAUAGAAACCGAUGAAUCCCCAAACUCACUUCAUAGUAGCAACCUUAAAAUAAGUCAGAGCACUCCAGACCUAGCUAAGCAAUCUCAAUCAAAAUUAGACUUUUUCCGUCGAAGAGGACUUUUCAAAACAAAUUCGAGACAAGCAACACUGCCAACAGUGUCGCAACGGCAUCUUACAUUCCAGCGACAGUUAUCAAAUAUAGAAUUUCAAAUACAAAGUGUAAGACAAAAGGAACAACCGAAACUUGGCAAAAUAAAGCCCGAAUUAUACAAACAAUCAUCGGUUGAUAGCAUAAGGAGUGAGCAUAGACUCUGUGGAAAACUAUAUUUUAGUCUCAAUUACCUCCAUGAUAAUGAGGAAUUAAAAGUAAACAUAAUUAGUGCUGAAGACCUUCCUGCACGCGACUUCUCUGGUACUUCGGAUCCUUAUGUCAAAAUAUACCUGCUUCCGGACAGGAAAAAUAAAUGUCAAACAAAGGUACACAGGAAGACAUUAGAUCCAGAAUUUAAUGAAUCGUUUACAUUUUCGGCGUUAUAUCAAGAACUUCAAGAUCGCACACUUCAAUUGAAUGUUUACGACUUUGAUAGAUUUUCAAGGCAUGAUUUAAUAGGUGCUGUUGUUUUAAAAGACAUAUUGUCCGAAGGAAGUUUAGCUAAAGAAACCUUUUUUGUCAGAGAUGUUCUUAGCACAAUGCAGGAAAAGUUUGACUUAGGAGAAAUAAUGAUCUCAUUAUGUUACUUGCCAACUGCAGGAAGACUUACACUGACCAUUAUCAAGGCCAGAAACCUAAAGGCAAUGGACAUUACUGGUUCUUCAGACCCAUAUGCCAAAGUUUCACUGAUGUGUGAAGGAAAAAGAAUUAAGAAGAGGAAGACUUCUGUUAAAAAGUGUACGUUGAGUCCUGUUUAUAAUGAAGCUAUGGUGUUCGAUGUUCCAAGAGAAAACGUUGAUGACAUUCAUAUGGUGAUCAAGGUCAUUGAUUAUGACAGAAUUGGCUGUAAUGAGGUAAUGGGAUGUACUGCCCUUGGACCUAUGUUUGUUGGAAUAGCAAGAGAUCAUUGGUUCGAAAUGCUAGAAAAUCCAAGGAAACCAGUUGCUCAAUGGUACCCACUUCAGGAGCACGUGCCAAUGUGUGCGACCAGUAGCAUACCUGUUAGCAAAUGUAAAACGUGUCAUUCUAGACAAACUACGAUAGAUUCGAGUGAUGGCAGCACUUUAUGAAGUUUGGUGUUAUUGUUAUUCUCUACGUGUGCUUACUAUGUUAAAACUGUUAUUUUAUAAUCCAUGUUCAUAUCAUAAAUUUUUGUAUUUAUACUUAAGCAAUUUUGUAACCUACAAUUUAUGUGCAUCUCUCUCGAUAAUCAUAUGCAUGCAAAAUCCCUGUUUUUGUCGUAUGUAUAUGAAUGAAAUAUUCAUGAAAACAUUGAAUUAAAAAUAGUGUAUUGUGCAAAAACAAUUAAACCAUUUCAGUUGACCUAUAUUUUAGUUGACCUGAGCCAUGUGAGAUAUUGCCUUCAGUGGCGUGUUUUGUAAACUUUAACAAAAAUCUUUUAAAUGCACCUACUACGCUAUGUCAACCAAACAUAUGGUAAAUGGUCCUUAUCGUAUCUCAUAUAACGUUUAAUUUCGAGGCGUAAAACAAACAUGGCAAGACUGGUUAGAACAAAAUACAGGAUAAAAGGCAGUUAAUCUUUUGACCAUGAAAGAUAAAGACAAUUUUGACUAUGGCAAAAAUGCAUAAAAUGUCAAGAUCUUUAGAAAUAUAUGAUCGACAAAAAUGUCAAUAUGACCAAAUACUUCGGAUGGUUGCUUCAAAAUAUGUGCAAAUUAAAUAGGCUUUAAACCGCAGAAUUUAAAGUAUUUUCAGACAAGAAAUACUGAUCAUUAUACUUUUUGUUAUGCAGAUAUAAAAAAGACAGUAAUAAGUAGCUCUACAGUUGACACAUUGAGCUGGAGUAUUUGCUUUAAAUUUCUCAAUUUUUAUAUCAUUUAUAAGUUGCAAUUAACAAAUACUAUUUUCGUUUUUACAAACGACUGGUUUAUAUGCUGCUUAAUUGGGUUAAUGUUGGAAUAUUGGUGAUUCAAAAAAAAUAAUCAAAAGCCAUUGUGAAAAUUUCUGCAUUUUUUUCACUGCAGUUCUUGCUGACUCCUUAUAAUAGCAUUUUAUGCGACUGUCAAACAAGCGAGGGAUUUAGCUAGAUAUAAAACCGAGUUUAAUCCAUAUUUUCUACAUACAAAAUGCAUGUACCAAGUCAGGAGUGGGACAGUUGUUGUCCUUUCAGUUGAUGUGCGUGAGCUUUUGAUUAUAGGGACUUUCCUUUUUGAACUUUCCUCAGAGUUCAGUAUUUUUGUGAUUUUACUUUUCACUAACUAUAAUAUUACGUCAAGUUUAUAUUGACUUGAUGUAUUGUUAAUCAUGAGUCUUCAUUUAGCAAGAUUCGUAUAACAUUUAAUAGUGCGAAAGGGCAACCAUUCUACUUACGCUACCUUUUGAAUCUAAGAUCUGAUGUUUUUUUAUUGAUCCAUUAUUUCUGAUAUAAAUUGCAAAAUUCGAGUAAUAUUAGUUACACAGUGUGUAAUUGUCCUAAUACGAGAAUUUAUCGGGUCAAUAAAAUUCAUAUCGGGUGAGGCGAAUUAUUGCAUAUUAUUAUAUUUAAAUUCAAUAUAAUGACAACAUCAACCAAAUAUAUUUUAGAUAUUUAAUCUAAAACUGUGAAAAAUUAAAAUAUUAGGACUAUGAAGCAACUCGUUUUAAAAAAAUAAUUUAUUAGGUCAAUGGUAGAAGGGAGAUAAUCCCAAUUGACGUAACAAAUAAGGGAGAUAAUUCCUAUGACGUAAUAAAAAAUUGUACUGAAAUUUAUUAGGACAAUAUCAGCCAAUCAAAUUGCGAGAAAUUACUCUAAAUCAAUCAGGAUAAUGCAAAUUACAGUUGGUCGCUUGGAUGAUAUCAAAUAAACAAAGGUAUUGUAAAAUAAUAUCUGUGAAGAACGAGAACAUUUAAGAAUAAUAAAAUCAUAGUUUUCAAAAAAGUUUCAAAUGAUACUACUGAGUGUAAGUUGAAAAUUUAGCACACCAAUGUUUUUGGUUGUUUGUUAUAUAAUUCGAAAAAAUAGCAUGCUGCUUUACAAAAUUAGCUUUUGUUAUAAAUACAUUUUCUGUGAUAUAGCGUCUAUUUUCUUGUUGACAUGGCAUAUGUUAUUCCUAUUUAUAUAUAUUACUUCCUUAUUAAUGGUCAU
Mytilus trossulus (common blue mussel) is the source of this 3880-nucleotide messenger RNA. Its product is annotated as synaptotagmin-9-like. Gene Ontology annotation, cellular component: plasma membrane; exocytic vesicle. The record is from RefSeq and is a predicted model, not a curated record. Gene Ontology annotation, biological process: regulation of dopamine secretion; cellular response to calcium ion; calcium-ion regulated exocytosis. Gene Ontology annotation, molecular function: SNARE binding; clathrin binding; phosphatidylserine binding. The transcript is spliced from 5 exons. The coding region runs from base 483 to 1865 and encodes 460 amino acids. NCBI's taxonomy places the organism in Eukaryota, Metazoa, Mollusca, Bivalvia, Mytilida, Mytilidae.